UCGCCUGAAGGCAGGGUUCCGGGAAAGCGCAUGCCGGAGGAAGGCGAGUUCGAGCUUGACCGCCCAGAGGCGCGGCAGUGACGCCGAUGGCUGCGAGGUCCAGGGUCGCCGCGCCGCCCCUGCGUGAGGGGCUUUUGGUAGUGAAAAUGGAGGAAGACUCCCCCGGAGGUCGGGAAUCCGACCCGGCAGGCGACUGGCAAGAUCCUGAAACUUGUAGACAGCGUUUUAGGCAGUUGCGUUACCAGCAGGUGUCCGGACCGGAAGAGGCGCUGAGCCGGCUCAGGGAACUUUGUGGUCGGUGGCUGAGGCCUGAGGUGCACUCGAAGGAGCAGAUCCUGGAGCUGCUGGUGCUGGAGCAGUUCCUGUCCAUUCUGCCCGAGGAGUUCCAGGCCUGGGUUCGGGAGCACGGCCCGGAGAGCGGGGAGGAGGCUGUGGCCGUGGUAAGGGCUCUUCAGAGAGCGCUCGGUAGGACCUCACCCCAGGUGUUGGUGACAUUUGAAGACAUGGCUAAGUCUCUAACCUGGGAGGAGUGGGAGCAUCUGGAUCCAGCUGAGAGGGACUUCUGCAGGGAGAGCGUGCAGAAGUACUGCAGGAGCACAGUCCCACCUAGUUUGGAAAACAGAGUCGAGAACAAAGAGUUGAUUCCAAAGCAAGAAAUUUUAGAAGAAGCAGAGCCACAGGGCUGGCUGCAAGAAGUGUCCCAAGGGAAGGCCCCCCUGUUUUCCGAGUGUGGCGAUAUUUAUGAGGACAGAGUAGAAAAGCAGUCAAGAAACCCCUCCUUGAUGAAAUUUGAAAAUUCUCCUGAAGAGCAAGGCCCCACCAGUGUCUCAGAUCUCAAGAAGAAGGGUUCCACCAAAGAGACAGACUCUAAAAAUAACGAAUUUUGGAGCAGUGCCAAAAGUUCCAACUUUGUUCUUUGUCAGCACAUCCAGACAACAAAGAAGCCCACUGACAGCGAUGACCAUGGGAACAAAUGCAGACAGAGUUUAGAUAUAGUGAGACCUCACAAGGCUGUUGGCAGUGGAGAAAAUUUCCAUAGUGCUGGCUCUUUCGAGACCCAGAGGCAGUUCUGUGAAGAAAGACCUUAUAAAUGUGAUAACUGUGAGAAGAGAUUCAAACAGCGCUCUGACCUCUUUAAACACCAGAGAAUCCACACAGGCGAGAAGCCCUAUGCAUGCCAAGCAUGUGGGAAGAGCUUCAGUCAGAGUGCUGCCCUGAUUAAACACCAGAGGACACAUACAGGUGAGAAGCCAUACAUGUGUCUGAAAUGCGGGGAAUGCUUCAGGCAGAGUUCACAUCUAAAUCGGCAUCAAAGAACCCACAGCAGAGAGAAAUACUAUAAAUGUGAGGAGUGUGGGGAAACCUGCCAUAUUUCCAACCUUUUUAGACAUCAGAGACUACACAAAGGGGAGAGACCCUAUAAAUGUGAGGAAUGUGAGAAGAGCUUCAAACAGCGCUCUGACCUUUUCAAACAUCAUAGAAUCCACACUGGGGAGAAGCCUUACGGAUGCUCUGUCUGUGGAAAAAGCUUCAGUCAAAGUGCAACCCUCAUUAAACACCAGAGAACUCACACUGGAGAAAAACCUUACAAGUGUCUUGAGUGUGGGGAAAGCUUUAGACAAAGUACACACCUUAUCCGACACCAAAGAAUCCAUCAGAAUAAACUCUCAUCAUUUUGA
Cynocephalus volans (Philippine flying lemur) is the source of this 1679-nucleotide messenger RNA. RefSeq names its product zinc finger protein 394 (gene ZNF394). Bases 87 to 1679 code for a protein of 530 amino acids. Gene Ontology annotation, cellular component: nucleus. The record is from RefSeq and is a predicted model, not a curated record. The transcript is spliced from 3 exons. Gene Ontology annotation, biological process: regulation of transcription by RNA polymerase II; urogenital system development; embryo development. Lineage: Eukaryota; Metazoa; Chordata; Mammalia; Dermoptera; Cynocephalidae. Gene Ontology annotation, molecular function: DNA-binding transcription factor activity, RNA polymerase II-specific; RNA polymerase II cis-regulatory region sequence-specific DNA binding.